CACGCCGCUCGGCGCGGGCGCGUCCCGCUUGGUCUACGGUCGGUGGUGGAGUCGGCAGUACCGGUCACGUGACGGUGGUCCGCGACCCGCUGAGGAUGCUGUCGGUGGUGGAGCCCGGCGGCCCCGGCGGCUGCGAGACGAGCCCCAGGGUGACGGCGGUGGAGACGGCGUUGCGGGCCGGCUGCCUGUACGCCCAGAACGCCGGCUUCUUCAACACCACCUCGGACCGUUGCCUCGGCAACGUGACGGCUGUGUCUGUGCUGCCGGCUGGAGAGGAAAGCGCUGCACAGCCGGGCUCCGUUCGUCCAGGGAGAUGUUCACGUUGUGGAGACGCCAGGAGACGUGCAGAGGAAACGAUUACCUCACAGAGCGGACCUGGCUGCUGGUCUCCGGGGUUCUGGUCUCGCUGCUGCUGCUCCGCCAGCUGCUGGUCCUCCUGCGGGCGGGUUGCAGGUGGGUCCUCCUGGGCUCCAUGGCGGCCCGCCUCCUUAUGUGGAAUAUGA
Cyclopterus lumpus (lumpfish) is the source of this 503-nucleotide messenger RNA. Its product is annotated as N-acetylglucosamine-1-phosphodiester alpha-N-acetylglucosaminidase-like. The coding region runs from base 96 to 503 and encodes 135 amino acids. The transcript has 5 exons. The record is from RefSeq and is a predicted model, not a curated record. NCBI's taxonomy places the organism in Eukaryota, Metazoa, Chordata, Actinopteri, Perciformes, Cyclopteridae.